CUCGCUAGCGGCGUAUCCUUCCGCGGCGGCGGGCGUGAAUCGGUACGUGUCCGCGGUGUCCCUCCGCCGCCGGGAGCGCAGGGGCGGGCAGCGUCUCCCCGGACGGGGCGAGGAGGUCGCGGACUCCGCUGGGAGGAAGAAGAAGAAACUUCGGAGCGCGGUGGCCGGCGCGGCGGUUCGGCAGGCCGGCGGAGAGAGGGCUCCCCGCAGAGAAGGAGGAAAAGGAGGAGGAGGAAGUGGCGGCGACGGCGGCCGGUCCCCGCCGCCGCCCCCGCGGGGUCUCUGGGGGGGAGCCCGAGGGACUCUUUCUCGCGGGGCCCGGCGGAGGGAUCUCCAGGCGGCUUCCCCCGUCGCCUCCCCCCUGCACCGCUCGUUCCUCGGCGCCGCCAUCUUGAAUUUUAAUCCGCCAUUUUUUUUCCUCCCCCCACUCGGAAUUAUUUUUUAUCACUACCGCUCCUUUUUUUCGCCCCCCCCUUCCUUAGUUUUUCCCCCACCCCUCCCCUCGCUCCGUCUUCACUUCUCCCCUACCCCCUUGCACCUUCCUCCAUUUUUUUUUUUUUUCCCCCUCUCGCUCCCUUCCCUUUGAUGAUUCAUUUUCCCCCAGUGGCGGCUGGGGCAGCGCCGGCGGCGGCCAGGGACCCAGCGCGGCAGGUAGUGGGCAGGAAUUGGAACUGAAAUUAUUCAUCCACUUCUCCGAGCCUUCUGAAAAGUGACUAAAUGCAACUGAGUCAGAUUGUCUGUGGGAAUGAAGUGGCUGGGAGAAUCCAAGAACAUGGUGGUGAAUGGCAGGAGAAGUGGAAGCAAGUCGUCUAAUGACCACACACAGAAUCAGAACAAAUUGCAGCAUGCAGGAAAGGAGAAUCCGAAGACAGGCAAAAAUGGAGUUGAGAGAAGAUCAAGCAGAUGUAGCAGUGCUUCAGGAUUUGAGGGUCAAAGUCGUUACGUGCCUUCCUCUGGAAUGUCUGCCAAGGAACUGUGUGAAAACGAUGACCUAGCAACUAGUUUGGUUCUUGAUCCCUAUUUAGGUUUUCAGACACACAAAAUGAAUACUAGAUUUCGACCUAUUAAAGGAAGGCAAGAAGAACUAAAAGAGGUGAUUGAACGUUUUAAGAAAGAUGAGCACUUAGAAAAAGCCUUCAAGUCCUUGACGUCAGGUGACUGGGCCCGGCACUAUUUUCUUAACAAGAACAAAAUGCAGGAAAGGUUGUUCAAGGAACAUGUAUUUAUUUAUUUACGAAUGUUUGCAACUGACAGUGGGUUUGAGAUACUGCCUUGUAAUCGGUAUUCUUCUGAGCAAAAUGGAGCCAAAAUUGUUGCAACAAAAGAAUGGAAACGAAAUGAUAAAAUAGAAUUACUUGUGGGCUGUAUUGCUGAACUGUCAGAAAUGGAAGAAAACAUGCUGCUGAGACAUGGGGAAAAUGACUUCAGUGUCAUGUAUUCCACACGGAAGAACUGUGCACAGCUGUGGCUUGGUCCUGCUGCAUUUAUCAAUCAUGAUUGCAGACCUAACUGUAAGUUUGUAUCAACGGGCAGAGAUACAGCAUGUGUGAAAGCUCUAAGAGAUAUUGAACCUGGAGAAGAAAUCUCUUGUUACUAUGGAGAUGGGUUUUUUGGAGAAAAUAAUGAAUACUGCGAAUGUUACACCUGUGAAAGGCGUGGAACUGGUGCUUUUAAAUCAAGAGUGGGAUUGCCAGCACCUACUCCUGUGAUUAAUAGUAAAUAUGGACUGAGAGAAACAGAUAAACGAUUAAACAGACUUAAAAAGUUGGGUGACAGCAGCAAAAAUUCAGACAGCCAGUCUGUCAGCUCUAACACUGAUGCAGAUACCACUCAGGAAAAAGCUCAUGCAACUAACAGAAAAUCUUCAAUUGGCGUGAAAAAGAACAGCAAAAAUAGAACAUUAACAAGACAGUCUAUAUCAAGAAUUCCAGCAUCAUCAAAUUCUACCUCAUCUAAACUAACUCAUAUAAAUAAUUCCAGGGUACCAAAGAGACUGAAAAAGCCUGCAAAGCCUUUACUUUCAAAGAUAAAGUUGAGAAAUCAGUGCAAAAGGCCAGAGCAAAAGAAUGCUUCUAGAAAGCUCGAAAUGGGAAAUUUAGUUCUCAAAGAGCCUAAAGUAGUUUUGUAUAAAAAUUUGCCCAUUAAAAAGGAUAAAGAAUUGGAGGGACCAGUCAAAGUUGCAGUCUCUAGUGGAUGCUUAACAAGGCAUGCAGCAAGAGAACAUAAACUGAAUUCUGUGAAAGGUGCUCAUGAGCAUGGUGAUAUGCCACCCUGCACAUACAUAACAAGGAGGUCGGUGAGAACAAGGAUGAAUUUGAAGGAGACCUCUGACGUAAAGCUUGAACCAAAUACGUUGGAUAGCUAUAAAAAUAACUUGACCAGAACGCAGUUGGACAUCUUAGAGCAGCAGCCUCACGUGAUAAAUGAAAACGAUGUGGCUCAUGGACCAUCACAUAAAGGGGAGAUCAGGUGCCAGAAAAAUGACGCGGGCAUGUCAAAAAAGAAAUCUCGACAAGGAAAGCUUGUGAAACCAUCUGCAAAAACAGAAGAAACUGAUACUAUGCACAAUACACCUGUGAAAGAUGAAGUACCGGAUUUGAUUCGUUCUCAUUCAGAACUUGGGGAGAGGAAUAACGUGGUGGACACACCAGUUGGCUAUAAAGACUGUAUCCCUGGAUCGGGUGGCUGCUCUGUUGUAACAUCUGACAAUUUUAAAGCAAAAGACAGCUUUAGAACUGCAAAAAAUAAAAAGAAAAGACGAAUCACAAGAUACGAUGCACAACUUAUCCUUGAAAAUAGCUCUGGGAUCCCUAAACUGACUCUACGUAGACGCCACGAUAGCAGUAGCAAGGCAAACGACCAAGAAAGCGAUGGGAUGAAUUCUUCAAAAAUAAGCAUCAAAUUAAGUAAAGACCAUGAAAAAGAUAAUAAUUUAUAUGUAGCAAAGCUAAAUAAUGGGUUUAACUCAGGAUCAGGCAAUAGUUCAACAAAAUUAAAAAUACAGCUAAAACGAGAGGAAGAAAACAGAGGGACGUACCCUGAGGACCUUCAUGAAAAUGGUAUGUGUUGUAGUGAAACUCUCUCCCUUUUGGAGUCAAGAAUGGAAGUAGAUGAUUAUGGUCACUAUGAAGAGGAAACAGCAGAUGAAUCUUCAUCAGAAGAGGAUGAUGAAGAGGAAGAUGACUACGAUGAUGAAUUUGAUGACUUUAUUCCUCUUCCUCCAGCGAAGAGAUUAAGGCUUAUUGUUGGCAAGGAUUCAAUAGAUAUUGAUAUUUCUUCCAGGAGGAGAGAAGAUCAGUCUUUAAGGCUCAAUGCAUAAGCUUAUAGGUCUUAAACUGACCUGGAUGUCAUUUUUAAAAAAAAAAAAAAAAAACAAAAAAAACACAACAACAAAAACAAAACAAAACAAAAAAAAUAAAAAAAAUAAAAACAAACAAAACAAAACACAACAGCAACAAUUCCAUUUGAUUAUUCCCCAACUGAAGAACUUUCUGAAAAACUUAAUGGCAGCACUUCUUUAUUGUUUAUUCACCUAUCAACAUAAUAUUGUAGAAAGUGUACAGCAUACUGACUCUUCUUAAGUCUGAUUUGUGCAGAUUUUUAUUGUACUUUUUAAUAGCCUUCUUAUGUGCAAUUCUGAGUUAGAGGUAAUGCUCUGUUGUAAAAUAAAGGCUCAAGCAAAGUUAUGAAAUUGCAUCAAAUCUUUCCAUGCAGGACAAUGAGAAUACAGUGUGGCUACAUAAUUAUUUUUGAGCAGUAAGAGCAUUAGUUUGCUCUUACUAUAUUUGACUAAACAAUUUAAAAAAAAAAUCAUAGUAGCAGCAUAUUAAGGUUUUUCUAGUAUUUGUUAAUAUCACCAGCAAUGAUCUACAGCUUUUCAAUUUAUUUGCUAGAUGUUUUUUUUCCCCCCUUGGAGUUUGUCAGUUUUAACACUGUAUGCUGUCCCAGACGUACUGUUUGUGGCCUUUGUUAUAGUAGCAAACCGUUGGUUGGAAGUCAAAUUGAUUUCUUUAAAAAAAAGAGGAAAAAAAAAAAUAAAGAAAAGGUGUUGACAAUUUGCUGACUUUUUAGUACAUUAUAUGUACAAGGGUAGCAGUAUGCAGAAUAAAAGUUUGGAUAUGGUGUAUUUAUUGCUUGUUAUGUAAAUUAAACACCUUGUAUUUAACACUUUUCAAUACUUUUAGAUAAAAUUGUUCUUUGCAAGAAUGAUUGGUGCUUAUUUUUUCAAGAAUUUGCUGUGAAAAAUGUGAUUACAACGGGCAACAUUUAUCCAAUGAACUGCAGCUAUCCUAAAUUGGUUCUUCAUAUUUUUCUGUUGCACUUGUAAAAUGCUACAAGGAGUUUAAAGAAAAUCUAUUCACUUUAACUUAUGAUAGUUUUAUGAAAUUUAAAAACAACUAAGUCACAGCUUUUGUUCUGUGGUAACCUAUAAAUUGUUUGUCUUUUAAGAACCAGUUGUAAAAGACUGAAAAAAUAUGUAUAUGUUGUAAAUAUUUGUGUGUUGUGAGAAAUUUUGUCAUAAGAAAUUGAGAUAACUUGCCAGGAGGGUUUUUAAGUUUAGAAAUACAUCCAUGCCAAUAAAAUAGGAAAUUGUAAACCUAGUUUUAAACUCUGCAUCAGUUGGAGUUCUUUGCUCAUACGUAGUUCACUUAAUACUUCGGAGUCUGCUUUAUAACAACGAAGAGCAUCAGGGCGAUCUUUGGCUCUUUUGUUUUUAAUAAAAGAAUGUUAGGAAACCUG
This is a messenger RNA of Tyto alba (common barn owl), 4740 nucleotides long. RefSeq names its product lysine methyltransferase 5B (gene KMT5B). Gene Ontology annotation, molecular function: histone H4K20 methyltransferase activity; protein binding. The record is from RefSeq and is a predicted model, not a curated record. NCBI's taxonomy places the organism in Eukaryota, Metazoa, Chordata, Aves, Strigiformes, Tytonidae. The coding region runs from base 746 to 3319 and encodes 857 amino acids. The transcript has 10 exons. Gene Ontology annotation, cellular component: nucleus.